Mesocestoides corti is the source of this 495-nucleotide messenger RNA. The record is from the annotation of a GenBank genome assembly. Lineage: Eukaryota; Metazoa; Platyhelminthes; Cestoda; Cyclophyllidea; Mesocestoididae.
AUGAGGAUUCCCAUUUCGAAUUCCAUAAUCCCUUCCCAGACAGAGAACUCACAAUUGCCAGCAGCAGCAGUUGCCGCUGGCUCCAGACUGCCUCUCGCUGCCGCAGUCCCCACCUUCGGCAAGAAGCGAUGUUCAAGCAGGAAGAAGUCAGAUUUGGAGGAAAUCUACCCUAACUACCUGAUGCAGGCAUUCUUCGGUGACAGGCUGCUCCCAGAAGCAGCAGCAGCAGCUAGCGAUGCGAGUUCUGCUGGCGGAAUGGGAGGCAUUAGCAGCAAGCGAAAACGUCGAAGGCUCUCUUUGACCACUCAAGUGACUGCAGGAAACCGCACGAUGUCAGCUGCCUCUACCGAACAAUUUCAGCCUGGGGAGGCAACAGAUCUCAAAAGACCGGUUCGUCAGCAUUUAUUUACCAUAUAUUGCAGGCUCUCUGGUUCCACCACAGAUAAUCCCUCCCUCUAUUUCUGCACACCGCUAGAUUGCAUUGGUGUUUAUUAA